Molecule: messenger RNA, 3285 nt
Organism: Electrophorus electricus (electric eel)
Lineage: Eukaryota; Metazoa; Chordata; Actinopteri; Gymnotiformes; Gymnotidae
Product: mitochondrial tRNA methylthiotransferase CDK5RAP1-like
Biological process (GO): tRNA modification; negative regulation of cyclin-dependent protein serine/threonine kinase activity
Cellular component (GO): cytosol; mitochondrion
Molecular function (GO): 4 iron, 4 sulfur cluster binding; tRNA-2-methylthio-N(6)-dimethylallyladenosine(37) synthase activity
Source: RefSeq, a predicted model, not a curated record
UGUUAACAGUGUGGGGUCAUACGUGAGUGUAUGUUACAGCUGAAUUAUUAGGUUACCUAACUAAGCUACAGAUAUUUUUAUAUUUAUUGGCUGCUUGUACAGAUUUGUUAGCUCGCUGAUAAUAUACUUUUGUAUAUAACAUUGUUCUGCGCAAACCACAGCACCAUUGCUAAGUUAGCACUUAGCCUUAGCUAACGUUACUUUGAAAGUUAAAUUGAGUUUCUUGUCUUGUUCAUGGCUUUGUAGCUGAAUCUCCCGUUUAGACAUGAUGUCUGCCCGCAGGCUUAGAUUUCUAGUUUUUUCUGUUCAAAAGUGUUUAUCUCGACUCGCCGACAAAUGCAGAGGUUAUUGCUCAGUGUCUGUAUCUAGCACUUCUACUAAUGAGACUGAUGAGACGAGAGUGAGCACAUUUAAGACCAAGCUGUCGUCUGGUCCGACGUUUCACGACUUCAUUAAGAGUUCUUCAGGCAAAAGUUCAACUGAGACGCAACAGGAACAUGAGGAAUCGUAUCUUCCUGAAGAAAGUGGUCUGGCGCAGCUACGGAAAGUGUAUUUCGAAACAUACGGCUGUCAGAUGAACGUCAACGACACUGAAAUUGCGUGGUCCAUUCUUCAGAAGGGUGGAUAUGUUCGGACCCAUGAACUAUCAGAGGCAGAUGUGGUGCUUCUUGUCACAUGUUCCAUAAGGGAAAAGGCAGAGCAAACCAUCUGGAACAGACUCAAACAUCUAGCAGUUCUGAAAAAGAAGCGUCUAAAGAGCAGCACUCCAUUAAAGAUAGGAGUCCUGGGUUGCAUGGCAGAGAGACUAAAGACUGAGUUGCUGGAGAAGGAGAGGGUGGUGGAUGUUGUAGCAGGGCCAGAUGCCUACAGAGAUCUUCCCCGACUCCUUGCACUGGCCCAUGGGGGUCAGAGGACCAGCAAUGUCCUGCUCUCCCUGGAAGAGGCAUAUGCUGAUGUCAUGCCCAUUCACCAUUCAGGACACAGUGCCUUUGUGUCUAUCACGCGGGGCUGUGACAACAUGUGCAGCUACUGCAUUGUGCCGUUUACCUGGGGGAGGGAGAGGAGCAGACCUGUGUCCUCCAUACUUGAAGAAGUGCGCAUGCUGUCUGACCAGGGGGUGAAGGAAGUGACCCUGCUGGGUCAAAACGUGAACAGCUACAGAGACGUGUCUGGGGACGGGGCCAGCAACUCGGGGCUUGGUUCGCGCCUCAGCCGUGGUUUCAGCACCGUGUACCGUGAUAAGCAAGGUGGCCUACGAUUCGCUGACCUGCUACACCACGUCUCCCUCGUAAACCCUGACAUAAGGAUUCGCUUCACCUCGCCACAUCCUAAAGACUUUCCUGAUGAGGUGUUACAGCUACUCCAAGAGCGGAGGAACAUCUGUAAGCAGAUCCACUUGCCAGCUCAGAGCGGCAGCAGCAGAGUCUUACAGACCAUGAGGCGUGGGUAUACUAGGGAAGCCUACCUUGAGCUUGUGGAAAACAUUCGAAAGAUAAUACCAGGGGUCAGUCUGAGCAGUGACUUCAUCACAGGCUUCUGUGGGGAAACCGAGGAGGACCACCAGCAGUCCGUUUCUCUGAUCAGGGAAGUGGGCUAUAAUGUAGCCUUCCUGUUUGCCUACAGCAUGAGGAAGAAAACUCAGGCAUACCACCGUCUCGGGGACGAUAUCCCAGCUGAGGUGAAGAAGCGUCGCCUGGAGGAGCUUAUCUGUACAUUCCGAGAAGAGGCGACCAAGGUCAACACCAGGCUCAUCGGCAGCACACAGCUUGUCCUAGUGGAGGGAGAAAGUAAGAAGUCAUCUCAAGAUCUUUGUGGUCGGAAUGAUGGGAAUGUGAAGGUUAUUUUUCCAAGAAAGGAUUUGCUUUCUUAUCCCACGGAUACCAACCCUGUCACCGUUAAAGCUGGAGACUAUGUACUGGUGAAGAUUACCUCAGCCAACUCUCAGAGUCUGCAAGGCCACGCCUUCAGCCACGCCUCCCUGAGUGAUGGACACCCCAGACGCCUAUGAAUGCACAGGCAGCUGCAUAUUAGCCUGUAGGUUCCACCUUCUUAGUAUCAGGACUGGGUGGGAGUGUGUGUCUCAGACCUAUAGGUCUUCCCAGCUCCAGCUCUUGGAAGCCAGUAUGCUCAGUGAGGAGUUUUCACUGCCUCAGUCAUCCUGUCUCCUCAUUAUCAAGCUCCUUAUGAGGUGAAUCAGGCAUGGUGAGGCAGAAAACCCCUGAAAAUAUGCAGGGAAGUUUCCUCAGAACUUGAGCUCAGUGUUCCUGAAGUGCAGUUUGAAAUGAAAUAAGAUUUUUCAUUUUUUCAUUCAUUCAUUUAUUCAGAAUCAUGUAUGACAUUUUUUUAAUUUUUUAUGAUUGCAGCAAAUAAUGGAGGUGCAAGUGUAAUAAAUGAUGGAAAAGCAGAUUGCUUUCACACAGUAAUAUGUCCAAGCAGAUUGAUAUGUCCAAGCAGAUUGUUUUCAAUUUGUUCCACUCAAUUUGACAAAAGAACAGACUUUUAGCAGUUGAAAGUGAGCAGACAUCAGGUGAUGCUCAUUCAUGGCUUGAACUGAACAUCUGUCCCAAUGAGCACAUAGUCCUGGAAGAACAGUGUGUAUUUAUAGCAGAGGCUCAUAGAUACACAAAACAUUCAACACUUCAUGCAUCCAGGUUUGUUCAUAUGACGGAUAUAAACUUACCUUCAUAAUAACCAGUCGAGGUUUCACCAGACUGAUAUUUGCAAUGUUCGGCAGAGGAAAACCUCGCUGUAGGAUAACUGCCAUAAAAGGGAAUUCAGACAUUUAAAAUGACUUUCCAGUAACUUUAAACAUAAAACAUCAGAUCCUGUACUCACCAUUAACGUGGGGUAUCACAAUUUUCAACAUUAUCUGGAGGAAGGAGGCUAAUGGUUUCACCUGUUGAAAACAUAUUUAAUACAAUUACAAGAGUAACUGUUCCUCUUAUUCAGCUAACUUGUGAGAUUGUUGUCCUACCUUAAAUGGUCCGAUGUAACUUGUACCUAAGUCUAUAUUAAAUCUGUGGGAAGAAGGAGGACAUUAAAAUCAAAACGAUAUUUAAACAAACAUGAACAGCCUGCAUAUGUCUUAUUACAUAAAUGUAUAUAACCUUACUGUGUGACUUACUUAUUAAGACUCAGUUUUCCAGCCAGGUUUUUCCCUAUGACAUAAACGUGAGCGCUCAAACUGGCAUCCUAUGCACAGAAUACAGCAAAUAUUGUCUGAGGUGAAGUGAAGUAUAAUGUACUGAGAUUAAUGUGGUCAUUAAAGGUCAAACUCCCCAACCA